This is a messenger RNA of Penicillium macrosclerotiorum, 213 nucleotides long. RefSeq lists its product as uncharacterized. The coding region runs from base 1 to 213 and encodes 70 amino acids. The record is from RefSeq and is a predicted model, not a curated record. The transcript has 2 exons. Lineage: Eukaryota; Fungi; Ascomycota; Eurotiomycetes; Eurotiales; Aspergillaceae.
AUGGCUGGGCUUAUCCAUCUCGGUUCAGAGACAGUGCAUGGUGUUGUCAAGCGAGAUGGCCGAUACACCAUCUCGGCCCAGGGUGGCGUGGAGAGACUAGAACUAGAUGAAUGGGAACAGGGGGUGAUGACGGGUGCAAAAUCGCCAGCUGGAUUGAUAAUCGGAUCCCAUAUCAUGCUGAACGACCAGCAGCAGGGCUCCAUUCCUGUCUGA